This is a messenger RNA of Poecilia latipinna (sailfin molly), 1561 nucleotides long. RefSeq lists its product as uncharacterized. The annotation marks the transcript as partial. Gene Ontology annotation, biological process: immune response; cell surface receptor signaling pathway. The transcript has 4 exons. NCBI's taxonomy places the organism in Eukaryota, Metazoa, Chordata, Actinopteri, Cyprinodontiformes, Poeciliidae. The record is from RefSeq and is a predicted model, not a curated record. Gene Ontology annotation, molecular function: transmembrane signaling receptor activity. Gene Ontology annotation, cellular component: external side of plasma membrane.
UAUACUUAAGUAUACUUUUUUUCACCUGGGAAUAAAGGAAGUAGUUUGCACAAGGUAUUUGUGCAACUUUAUUUUUUUGCAGCCGAAAAACAAGUUUAGUUCAAAUUCAAAGUAUGUGAUUGAGCAAUGGUGCACAGCUUUGAAAUCCAUAAAUUCAUUCAACAAACCCAUCAAAUUGAGAACAGUGCACCUUUUGACUUUUCCUGUACUCAGAAAAUUAUCACCAUGAUUCUGAAAGCAUCCUAAAAGCUGUUGUAGUUAAAAACUCCCCUGCAGCAGAUGGGAAGUCUAAAUAUAUUGAGUAAACCUGCAAUCAAAGCAACUGCAGUUUUUAAAACUCCAGUAAUGGGAAGGAAACACGUAAGCAGCUAUAAAGAAGAAGUAUUCUGGGAACUUCUCUUUUUUUCCACAAGAUAGAAGAUUUCCUGGUUAUAGUUGUUCAGCAGGUUGAGAUGUGAGGAUGGGACACGCUUGGCUUCACUUGCUGUUCUGUAAGUAAAUGUAUUAACUUUAAAAAUAGAUGAUUAGUUAAACUAACGUUUUCUUAAAAUGGCUGCUUGUCUCUAAAUAAAGAGAUAAUUUAAGUAUCAGCUAUAUUGUUGUAUUAAAUUAUUUCAGAAAUGUUUUUAAAUGCCAGUUUUUUCUGUUAUUGUGAUUGUCUUUCUUCCUGAUUGAUCCAUUUUUCUAACUUUUUCAUAAAUCUGUUUGUUUUAUUUAGUGUUCAGUUCAGUCAUCAGUGGAUACACCAAAGUUCCCAUUCAAGCCACUAUGGUCCUGAAACACAACGGGCCGCUGAUAUACAAAGGUGAGAAUAUUUAUCUCCAGUGCAAGAUCACAGGAGGAGAAGGAACAAAGUGGACGUAUGAAUGGAGACCAACUAGGUUAAAUAAACCUGAAACAUCCAAUGAAUACAUUAACAUACAUUCAGCUAAUGAGUCUCAUAGUGGAGAAUACAGCUGCAGAGGAACUAAUGGGAGUGACUCAACAGCCUGGAGCGAUGCUGUCAUAUUAACUGUGUAUAAACUCUCUGUGUCUCCAUCAUGGCUGAGUCCUGGAGCCUCAGUGACUCUGAGCUGUGAGGUUCAACAUCCACCUGCAGGAACCAGGUUCUUCUGGUAUAAAGCUGUUCCUGAUCCAUCAAACAUCUUCUACAACUAUGACCUGCUGCCUGGCAGCUCCAAUGGGACUGAUGAGAACGUCUACAUUGUUCAUGGACUCAAUAACACAGCAGGUUAUGUGUGUGAAGCAGGAAGUGGAAAACCAACUAACAGAAAUCCAACUUUUGUCUGGUCAGCAGAUCCUCAUCCAGCAGCUUCUCUCUCAGUGAAUCCUGACAGAGUUCAACACUUCAGAUCUGAAUCUGUGACUCUGAACUGUGAGGGAAACUCUGCUGAGUGGAGAGUGAAGAGGGUUACAGAAAGAGGAGAUCUGUCAAACUGCUCCAUCUGGGGGGAAAUGAAUGAAUCUACAUGUAUCGACAUCUUCCUGCUUCAUAGUGGAGUUUACUGGUGUGAGUCUGGAUCAGGAGAGUUCAGCAACGCAGUGAACAUCACUGUACCUG